AUGGCAGACUUUACUAAAAGUGGCAAGAUUCUCGUUCUUGGAGCCACAGGACCUGCGGGUAUUUGUCUACUCCGGGAACUCAUUCAUCAAAAAUAUUCCACCAUUGUUUACGCUCGAAAUCCUGCCAAGAUCUCACAAGACAUCGCAUCAAAUGCUCUUAUAACGAUCAUCAAGGGCGAGAUAAAUGACCUCGGUGGUCUUUCAACAGCCAUGACUGGGAGCUCGGCUGUCUUAUCACUUCUCGGCCCUAACAUUAGCGACAAAACAAUUCCGCAUUCACUGUUCUCCGAUUAUUACAUCAACUCGAUAUUCCCCGUCAUGCGAAAGCUUGGAGUUCGACGGAUUGUGGCGAUGGGCACUAUCUCAAUCUCUUGUCCAGAUGACCAUUGGACCAUUUUUCAGCCCAUGGUGCACAUGUUCAUGAAACUAUUUGCUCGUGCGGUAUAUCAAAACAUGCUCAACUUGGCAGACGCAUUCAAGAACGAGGCACAAGGACUAGAUUGGUCUCUGUUUCGGAUUGCCCAAAUUCCCGGCGAAUCCGAUGAGGCAAGCUGGAAGGCCGACAGGGAGGCGGAUCAAGUUUAUGCAGGUCCGCUUGGUGGGAAAGGGUGGUCUACCUCGGUGAAGAGAGCGGCACUGGCAAAGUGGAUGGUUGACAAUGUGGGCUCAGAGGAAUGGGUUACGAAGAUGCCAGCACUGAGUCGUCUGGCAAACUAG
Ilyonectria robusta is the source of this 717-nucleotide messenger RNA. RefSeq lists its product as uncharacterized. The coding region runs from base 1 to 717 and encodes 238 amino acids. Lineage: Eukaryota; Fungi; Ascomycota; Sordariomycetes; Hypocreales; Nectriaceae. The transcript has 2 exons. The record is from RefSeq and is a predicted model, not a curated record.